This is a messenger RNA of Fulvia fulva, 1746 nucleotides long. RefSeq names its product Hybrid signal transduction histidine kinase K. NCBI's taxonomy places the organism in Eukaryota, Fungi, Ascomycota, Dothideomycetes, Mycosphaerellales, Mycosphaerellaceae. Gene Ontology annotation, molecular function: transferase activity, transferring phosphorus-containing groups. Gene Ontology annotation, biological process: phosphorelay signal transduction system; phosphorylation. The coding region runs from base 1 to 1746 and encodes 581 amino acids. The record is from RefSeq and is a predicted model, not a curated record. The transcript is spliced from 4 exons.
AUGGAUGACGAAACAACCACUGACCUCCCGGAGCAACUGCGCGCGCUACUCGACUUCCUGGACGCUGAUCAUCGGCCCAGCAUCGUUCUGGAACCUCGACGCGACGCGCACGAGGCAUUCUGCAAGGUCGUCGGGAAGAGCCAGGCAUUCCAAAAGCAGGCGCGGCCCGACGAUGAACUCGAAGAUGUGCGCCAGGCCGUGCAAAGGACGCUGGCCUGGAAGCUCCAUGUCUCGGCCUUGCACGGCAUCGAACUCGCCGGCAAGAGAUGGCAGACGCGCAUAGCAGGAGGCCAUUGUAUUAUUGCAGUGAACGGACUUUCAACCAUGCUUGGCGAGCAAAAUGGCAAGAAUGCGAGGAAGUACCUGGACUGGACACAGAACGCUAUACCCAACAUGUCGCCCUGGGUGCAGUUCGUGCGUGACGUCGACUGGGCUGCCACGAGCGUUGGUCCUAUGCAUUCUUGGCCGCUGCUCCUGCGGCAACCUGCGUCGCUUCUGGACGCCUGGACCGAGCUCAAGGAGAAGAAGAAUCCUAUCGCGAUUGAGUAUCGAUUGAAGAAGCCGUGGACUUCGCUUGACAGAUCCACCGGACAAGAGCUAUCUGGCGAGACAUGGCUCAUGGCUACUGCAUUUCCUGAAAUCGAGGCGGAUGCAUUGAGCCAACACCCUAGUCGCUUAUUACAGGUUGUCAUCAACCUUUUGACCAACUCCAUCAAGUUCACGCAGCACAGCGAAGUCCGAAACAUCGAGAUCUGUCUUGGAGCAUCAUAUCAACGUCCCACAGGCAGACACCACGGCAUUUCCUUCGUGCCUCCAAGACUAUCACGCUCCUCUCGCUCUCCGUUCAUCGAGCUAGAAGGUGCGGACGACAUCUAUCUUCAGGUUGCCGUCUACCACACCGGGCGGGGAUUGACUGACGAUGAAAUGAAGCUGCUCUUCCAGCGUUUCCAGCAGGCCAGCCCAAAGACGUACAAGCAAUACGGUGGCAGUGGUCUCGGUCUUUUCAUCAGUCGAGAGCUCUGCGAGCUGCAAGGUGGUCAGAUCGGCGUCUCGAGUGGCGAGGGCAAGACGUGCUUCACAUUCUUUGUCAAAGCCAAGCGAUGGACGCCUGAAAGUGAACUUCAGCCUGCAAAGGCCAAUCUGAACAACAAGUUCACGAGCAACGCGGCUAGUCCAAUGGCUUUCGGUCGUCGAGGCAGCACAGUACUCGAGACUGCAACGAAUCAGCUUGGCCAUGGGUCCGGCGAUGAAGACCCCGAAUGCGAGAAGUACGAGCCCAUGUCAGCAACUCAGUCAACAACAUCGAAAUCCACGACCAAGCCUGCCAAAGAGUCGACGAAUCCGGUCAAAGAUAAUCUGAUCAACCAGAAGGUCAUGUCCCAGCAAUUGAAACGAGCCGGAUGCAUAGUUCACGUUGCAAACCAUGGCGUGGAAUGUCUCGACUUCUUGGAGAAAUCAACUUUCUGCGCUGCAGAGACGCCACUCAGCAUCAUUCUUCUGGAUCUCGAGAUGCCGAUGAUGGACGGUCUCACUGCGAUAAGGCAUAUCAGAAAACGUCAAAGGACCGGUCAGAUCAAUGGUCACAUCCCGGUCAUUGCGGUCACUGCCAACGCAAGGUCGGAACAGAUAUCGCAGGCUGUCGAUGCUGGUAUGGAUCAGGUUGUUACGAAGCCUUUCAGGAUCCCGGAGUUGGUGCCGCAGAUGGAGGCGUUGGUUAAAGAGCUGAGUCAGGUCAAUGGAGGCUGA